AUGAAAUUCACAGCAUUCAAAGGCUGCCGAACUACGAAAAAAUCGACCCGGGCUCUUUUCCCUGCCUUCAUAGCCAAUUACAGCUAUUGUAUAGCUAGUAAUCCUUGGUAUUUUAUUUUGAUAUUUACUCUUUUAUCAAUUACUGGUGUUUAUUCCGCGUUAGUCGCGUAUCAGCAAUCCCUGUCGGAUUCAUCAUUGACUACUUGGUCUGCUUGGUUUGCAGAAUCUACAAAUGCUAGGCCGUCUGUUAUUACGAAGCAACUGUACCUUCUAGGAACAAAUUCAUCAGUAUAUUCUGAAGAUUACCUUUCAAACGCUUAUAGAUGGGAAACCAGUUUCCAUGAAUAUUUGGCCCACAACGAUUAUCCCUGUAUUAGGGACGAAAAAUCUUGUGUAACUAUUUCUCCAAUACCAAAAUUUUACGAAAAGGUAAAUCCAAUUGCGAAAUAUUCCUACACACAGUGUCUUCCUGAAGAACCGCGCUUAUCAAAUAACGAUACAAUUGCUGAAGGGAGAGAUUCUCUGAGUGCUUUUGUGAUUACUUAUUUUUUAAAGCCUGAACAAUUAGAUACUUUUGAUUCUGUACUGCGGAGUUUUAGUUCAGAUUCACCCCAACUGUAUGCUAGUACAAUUGACCGGAAUCCGACGACGGUUGUUGCUCAACUUCCGGAUAUUAUACGCAUCCACCGAUGGUACUUAUGGUUUGGAUUUGGAGUAUUACUAUACGGAUAUUUAUACCUGUCUUUAGUUCGUCUACAGGAUGUUCGUGCCAAGUUUGGUUUAACCUCAACAAUUUUUAUUCAGAGUGGAACAGCUUAUCUUUCCGCUUGUUCUAUCCUUUAUUUCUUUGAAAGGACUGGACCUAUCUGUCCUUGGCCAAUAGCUUACUAUAUAAUAAUCUUUAUGGACAUAGAAAAUUCGUUUCGUCUUUUAAGAAUGGUCAUUGCAUCGCCGCCGACCAAACGCGUCCCAUCACGCGUAAUGGGAGGGUUUACCGCUACCUUUUUAACAUCGUUGACAUCCUUAUUCACAAAGCUAGUGACGCUAUUCAUUUUAAGUUUCUUUGUAUACCCGCUUGUUCAAGAAUUCUGUUUGUUUCUCGCUUGCUCUUUUGUUAUAAGUUUUAUGCUGCAUAUGAGCUUUUUUCUCGCUGUACUUAGUGUUGAUAUCCGCCGUCUAGAACUUCAAGAUUUUCUCGAUGCUCCAACGUCUGCAAUUACCACAAAGUGGUGUUUUAAAUAUUUAGAUUUUUUUAAGUUUCUGUGGUCUCCUUGCAUUAUAAAUAACUUGGGAGUUUUUUCGCUGUAUGCAUACAUCAUUUUUCUUCAAUUAAGGUCGAGCAUGCAAAUUAAUGGCUUCUGGCGACUUGCUUCUCCCAACAUUCGCUUUCUCAUCACUCUCUAUCAUAGACUAGGUAGAAUCACUCGUGAGCGAAAGUUAUUUCCUUUAAUUACCACUGGAUGGUUUGCCGAUUCUUCUUUCCUAAAGAGUUUAGCACAAAAAACUGAUACGGAUGAACUUAUUUUUGCUUUGUAUAGACCAAUCAUUAUAGAUACCAUUGACCGAGAUGAUUACACAAGCAUAUACAACUCGUUUUACGAUAGACGAGUAUGGAGAUGGUCAACCUUCUUUAGCGUUCUAUUCAUCAUUGAUUUUGCCGUUGGUGUCUUGGUAAAAGGAUUACUACGGGGCUGGUCCGAUCACGAUGAGAACGCAAAUGAUGAAUCAUUACACCAAGAAAAGUUUUUGAUUCAACCCAUUCCACUUCAUCAUCAACUUGAUAUUCUAAAAAUUGCGAUUUCUAGCAAUCAUAAAAUAUUGGCUAGUUAUGGUUUGGAUAAGUGCCUUGUCGUCUGGGAUUUACAGACGAGUCGUGUAAAACUGAAGUUGAAUAAACAGCAAAUGCCAAAAACUAUCAAAACUUUUGCAAUUGAUCCAAAUGGAAAUUUAAUUGCUUUGUUUUCGAAAGAUAUACUGUAUAUCUUGGAUGUCAACACGCCUUGCUUGUUAUUCCAAUGCUUUUUCCAAUGCCAAACUAAAGGCAAAUUAGAUGCAUUUUGGCUUCCUGAUAAGCACUUAAGUGAGGAAAUAAAAGUAUACAACUUGGUGGUGACAGAACCUUCGGGCGAGAUUCAGGUUUUUCGCAUUAAAUUAGAUGGUGGAGUUGCAGAUAUAUUUUUGGAACAUAAAUUUAAGUUAGGUGUUGCCAUUUUCAAAUCUGUGCCGAUACUUUCUCCUAUAGCAAAUCGCUUCAUUUGCUUUACCGCUGAAAACAGGGUGAUAGUCUACACCAAAAAGGGUUCUGAAUGGAUACCUAGUAAUAUGAACGAAAAUAACAAAAUAUCAUCUGAAAAAAUCAAAGAUAUUUUUCCUAUUUCUCCAGCCGACAUACUUUUUAUUGCUGAUGAAAGCAAGGUUGCAAUGGUCAAUCUUAAGGAUAACCGCGUGAUUUAUAACUUUGCCAUUUCGAAUGUCGCCGAUGGUACUCUGACCGUCGGAGUCAGUAACAGCAGAUUUGUGAAAGGUCAAUUUCGCAUAUCAUCUAUAUCUUUUUGUUUUGUUCACCAAACGACAAGAAAUGUUGUCUAUCGUCAUUAUGAGAAUGCAGAUAAUGAGUCUUAUAUGGUAUUAAAUGAAUGGGACAUGGGUCCGAACCAGGUAGAUUUGCAUGACCCCGACAAUUCAAUCAUGGAGCAUUCGUUUGAAAGCCUUGAAGAAAGCAACCAUGAGAUGAACGACCUUGGUUCAUGGGUGAUGAGCUUCGAUGGAAUGUAUGUAUAUGGAAUAAGGAAACAAAAAAACAUAAAAAAGCCGCAUGUAUCUCAACCGGUGAAUUUGUACGCCAAUGCUUCCCUUCGUAAUCGAAAACAAAAGCUAAAUCAUCGCCAUGAGUGGACUUCUUAUGUACCGCUUCUAGAUUCGUAUUUGCAAGAAGUAAGACAUAAGAGAUCGCUACGAGGAAACGCAGGCUCUCAGUCAUGGGAAGUAUGGAUGUAUUCACAGGCAGAAAAACGCGAGCGGACAAGGCAACUAAAAAUGUUCAACCAACUAUAUAUAGCUGAUCCAGGUCCAAGCUUGGUAAUAUCCCAACGCUCAGUUGCUAUUACACUCGGAAAUUAUAUUACAUUCGUUGGCUAUGACAGCAAGAAUGCACGAGAGUUUUACUACGACAAUGUUUCCUACGAGAUGAACAUCAUUUUAGAGCAAAAAAGAAAAAGUUUGAUGUGA
Messenger RNA from Schizosaccharomyces osmophilus, 3228 nucleotides. It is a transcript of the gene scp1, whose product is annotated as Sre1 cleavage activating protein, Scap Scp1. Gene Ontology annotation, biological process: SREBP signaling pathway. The record is from RefSeq and is a predicted model, not a curated record. Bases 1 to 3228 code for a protein of 1075 amino acids. Gene Ontology annotation, molecular function: sterol binding; protein binding. Gene Ontology annotation, cellular component: endoplasmic reticulum membrane; Golgi membrane. Lineage: Eukaryota; Fungi; Ascomycota; Schizosaccharomycetes; Schizosaccharomycetales; Schizosaccharomycetaceae. The transcript has 2 exons.